Saccharomycopsis crataegensis is the source of this 1083-nucleotide messenger RNA. RefSeq names its product phosphopantothenate--cysteine ligase. Bases 1 to 1083 code for a protein of 360 amino acids. The transcript has a single exon. Gene Ontology annotation, molecular function: phosphopantothenate--cysteine ligase activity. Gene Ontology annotation, biological process: coenzyme A biosynthetic process. Lineage: Eukaryota; Fungi; Ascomycota; Saccharomycetes; Ascoideales; Saccharomycopsidaceae. The record is from RefSeq and is a predicted model, not a curated record. Gene Ontology annotation, cellular component: cytoplasm; nucleus.
AUGACCGUGGAAAAUGAACAGGAAAGUGACUUUUUCGCCACCAACCCAGCGCCAAAAAAUUUGCCCCAGAUCUCUGCAAAGCUCCACGAGUUUUUAGAGUUCCACCAAGAAAAUGGGAAUCUCAACAAAAAAAAGAUUGUGUUAGUCACUUCUGGAGGCACCACCGUACCAUUGGAAAACAACACUGUCAGAUUCAUCGAUAACUUUUCUGCCGGCACAAGAGGGUCUUUGUCCGCCGAAUAUUUCUUGAAUAAUGGAUAUCUUGUAAUUUUCUUACACAGGGAGUUCUCAUUAUUGCCGUUUUUGAACCAUUUUGGAAAUAUCAAUUUCCUUGAUUUAUUGCAAAUUGAAAACGAUGGCCAGAAGUUAGGUCUCGAUAAGAACAAGGUGUCGAAACUAAAUUCUGAUCAUAAUUUGUUGAAAGUUUUGAAGAAUUACAAGUAUCAUACCGCUAAUAGAAACUACUUGUCAAUCUCAUUCACUACCAUCAAUGAGUAUCUUUUCACCUUGAGAGCCAUUUCUGAAGAUUUGAAGAAUUUCUACGAAGAGAAGAACUUCAGAAUCUUGAUCUAUCUUGCGGCGGCGGUGUCAGAUUUCUUCAUCCCUCAAUCAGAGCUCCCAGAACAUAAAAUCCAAUCAAAUUUGGCCAUUCUUGAGGAUCCACAAUACCAACAAUCGCAAAAUCCAGAAGCUAAGCAAAUAGAGAUCUCGUCCUCCACAAAUGGCAAAUUAAAGCUCAACUUGGACCCAGUGCCGAAAUUCUUGAAAACAAUCGUUGAUCGAUGGUAUAACAAUUCGUUUAUUAUAAGUUUCAAACUCGAAACCGAUGAUGGAUUACUUAUUAAAAAGUGUAAGCAGGCCUUGGCUAGAUAUGACCACCAGUUGGUUAUUGGAAACUUACUUCAAUCCAGAAAAGAGAAGGUGGUAUUUGUCAACAAGAAUAUAGAUCAACAAGGAUACAAAGAAGACUGGUUUAAAUUAAAGGAAAAUGAAAUCCUUGAUGGUGUACAAAUAGAAUCUAUUUUCAUUCCUGAACUUAUCAAGUUACAUGAUAAUUGGAUUGAUCAUUUUGAAAGCAAAUAG